Messenger RNA from Cololabis saira (Pacific saury), 1773 nucleotides. It is a transcript of the gene fbxo7, whose product is annotated as F-box protein 7. The transcript has 8 exons. Gene Ontology annotation, biological process: positive regulation of autophagy of mitochondrion; autophagy of mitochondrion. Gene Ontology annotation, molecular function: protein kinase binding. Bases 19 to 1560 code for a protein of 513 amino acids. NCBI's taxonomy places the organism in Eukaryota, Metazoa, Chordata, Actinopteri, Beloniformes, Belonidae. The record is from RefSeq and is a predicted model, not a curated record.
ACGUCGGUUCCCGCCGGCAUGAAGCUGCGGGUUCGGAUCCGGCGGCAGACCAGCCGCGUGGAGUUGCUAGGAGACGAGCCCGGCGUGACGGAGCUGCGUGACGUCAUCAGAGGAAUGCUGACGUCAUCACAUGGACUCAGUCCCGACUCCGAGUUCUGCUUGUCUCUGAACGGGUCUUCCGACCUGGACUCGGGUCAGACUCUGGCGUCCUGCGGCGUCGUCUCCGGAGACCUGAUCUGCGUGCUGCUAACGCCGGGGGACGAGGAGGCCGCCGCUGCGGCCGCACCCGCGCCCGUCACCGCCGCCUCAGACCCGACCCCCAGGUCCACCAACCCGACCCCCAGGUCCACCAGCACCACCGGCCAGGCGUCCAGCGCCCCCCAGCCCUGCAGACCUGCAGACCCCCAGCCCUGCAGACCUGCAGACCCCCAGCCCUGCAGACCUGCAGACCCCCAGCCCAGCGGUCCCCUCCAGCCCUGCAGGACCCCGGUCUGGGAGCCCCUGCUCUGCAGCGAGGCGGAGAACGGCCAGGCGCCGCUGUCCCUGGACCUGCUGUACCACGACGCCGCGCCCGCUAGCCCCAACGACGCCGUGGUGGUGGCGAUGCACCUGCUGAUGCUGGAGACCGGCUUCACCUGCCGGGACCACGGGGACCCGCGGCCCGGAGAGAUGCCGGCCGGCUGGCGCUCCGCCGCCGGCCUCUACCGCCUGCAGUACCUGCACCCGCUGACCCAGGCCACGCCCACCACGCUGGUGGGCGUGGCCAUGGGCGCCCUGCUGGUCGUCAACGCGACGAUGAAGGUGACGGACGCCAUCGACACGGUGCUCAAGCUGCAGCUCAGCGCUAGCAGCUACGCGACGGGGGAGUGGCCAGGAAGUGCAGCCGCCGUCUACCGGGACCUGAAGAAACUGUCCCGGGUCUUCAAGGACCAGCUAGCGUACCCGCUAAUCGCCGCCGCCCGCGAAGCCAUGUCUCUGCCGGUGGCCUUCGGCCUGCCCGUCCUCCCCCCGGAGCUCCUCCUCCGAGUCCUGCGUCUGCUGGACGUCCGGUCCAUGGUCCGUCUGUCCGCCGUCAGCCGACACUUCAACGCCGCCGCCAACGACUCCUCGCUGUGGAGACACCUGUUCCUCAACGAGUUCCCAGGUGAGACGGCCGACCGACCCGGGUCUGUCCCGAGUCUGUCCCUCCGAGUCUCUCUGGAGAACCUAAAAAUAGACACCGACUGGAAAGAGCUUUAUAAGAAGUCGUUCAAGAUCCGCUCCAUCCACCGCGCCCAGCUGCACCGCCACCUCCCGCCGUGUCUCCCCCGGGACAUCUACGGCCCCCUGAGACCCAUACCGUCCCCCCUGAUCCCCCCCCUGGUCCCCGGGAUCAUCGGGGGGGAGUACGACCAGAGGCCCCGCCUCCCCCAGGGCCUGCUGCCCCUCCCCCGCUACGACCCCAUCGGCCCCGGCAUGGACCGGAUCGGACCGGAUCGACCCCCCCUCCGAGGACCGGACCGGCCCCUCCGCGGACCGGUGGGAGGACGACCGGCCAACAUCCGCCGAGGCUUCAUCUGAUCCAGAACUGGUGGCUGUCAUGUGACUGGGGGGCGUGGCCUAUCAGGCUGCCAUGUGACUGGGGGGCGUGGCCUAUCAGGCUGUCAUGUGACUGGGGGGCGUGGCCUAUCAGGCUGCCAUGUGACUGGGGGGCGUGGCCUAUCAGGCUGUCAUGUGACUGAAGUUGUAUGUCUGACAGAAUAUGUUCCUCUUUCCUUUUUGUUGCUAUAAAGC